AUGACUAUCCAAGUCUUUGUGUUGGACGGAAACGACAAUGCACCUGCAGAGUCUGGGCAAGCAGAGGAGAUUCCCCUCCUGCUCACGAUGCCUGUGGGGGCUGGACAUGCGAUUGGCAAGAUCCAUGCCUUGGAUGGUGACUCAGGUUAUAACGCAUGGCUGCGCUGUGAGCUGCUUGAGGCUACCAGGGGCCCUUGGCAGGUGGGACUGUAUAGCGGUGAGAUCAGCACCACAUGUCACUUGGAUGAGACAGACAGUGGAAACAGUCAGAGAGUGCUGGUUGUGGUGAGGGACCAUGGCAAACCAAUUCUGUCAACUACAACCACACUGAGUGUAUCGUUACUGCCAAGUGCCCAGGCUGUUCACGCUGAUGAUCACCUUUCCAGGAUGGGAGGGAGCCCAAAGCCUCCGAGGGAUAAUACCAACAUGUACCUGAUCAUCACCAUCUGCUCAGUGUCUAGUGUGCUCUUGCUGACAAUCUUGUUAUAUAUGGCCCUACGAUGCUGGUGCCAGACAAAAGUCGUGGUGGAACAAAAUAUUUUUGCCAUUGUUCUUAUGAAACUUGACUUGAUGGGGAGAAGGCAGCUGCUGCAGCUAGCUCUGCUCUACACAGCUUGGUUGACGGGGAGCGGCCAGCUCCAUUAUUCGGUGCUGGAGGAAUCCCAGCAUGGCACUUUUGUAGGCCGCAUCGCCCAGGACCUGGGACUGGAGGUGAGUGAGCUGGUGCCUCGGAUGUUCCGGUUGGUUUCCAAAGACCACAAGGAUUAUUUAGAGGUAAAUGUGCAGAAUGGGAUUUUGUUUGUGAAUUCCCGGAUAGACAGGGAAGAGCUGUGUGCCCAGAGCCCUGUUUGUGUCAUCCACCUAGACGUGAUUGUGGAUAAACCUCUUACGAUUUUCCAUGCAGAGGUGGACAUCAGGGAUAUAAAUGACAAUGCUCCCAUUUUUCCAGUAAAUGAUCAUAAGCUGUUUAUUUUAGAAUCUAGGCUGCCUGGCUCAUAUUUCCCACUAGAGGGAGCUUCGGAUGCAGAUAUUGGUUCCAAUAGUCUGCUUACCUAUAAACUUAGUUCCAAUGACUAUUUUCAGCUACGUGAAGAAAAACACAGUGACCGUAGUAAAUCUCUAGCACUUGUGUUACAGAAUGCCCUGGACCGAGAAAAACAUUCUGAACACCAUUUAUUACUCCUAGCCACUGACGGUGGCCAGCCAGAACUCAGUGGCGCAGUACAGCUGGAGAUUAUUGUACUAGAUGUAAAUGAUAAUGUACCUUUCUUCAACCAGUCUGUAUAUGAAGUUCUUCUGCUAGAGAACAUCACAAAGGGAACCUCUGUCUUUACAGUAACUGCUUAUGAUUUGGAUGAAGGAACUAACAAAGAGAUAUUGUAUUCAUUUAGCAAUAUGAUGCCUUCCCAAUUAAGACACAGUUUCUCUAUAGACUCAAAGACAGGGGAAAUUACUGUGAAAGGAGAAAUAGAUUUUGAAGAUAUUAAUUUGUUUGAACUACAAGUUGAAGCAGCUGAUCAAAGCCCAUAUCCCCUGGUUGGGCACUGCAAAGUACUGAUCCAGGUUUUAGAUGUGAAUGACAAUAUCCCCGAGUUGUCAGUGACAUCUCUGUCUGUUCCAGUGCCUGAGGACUCAUCAGUGAGGACAGUGGUAGCCCUGAUCAGUGUCUUUGACAGAGACUCUGGUGUCAAUGCACAAAUAAACUGCUCCCUCUGGCCAUCAAGGCUCCCCUUCAAGCUGACAUCUACCUUCAAGAAUUACUACUCACUCGUACUGGCUGAGCCACUGGACCGGGAGCAGGUAGCCGAGUAUAGUUUGGUGGUGAUAGCCCAAGACCAAGGGGACCCCCCACUGUCAGCCAGCAGCAGCCUGUUGGUACCAAUCAGUGAUGUGAAUGACAACGCACCCACUUUUGCACAGCCUAUUUACACAGUCUUUGUGAAAGAGAACAACCCUCCUGGAGCUCAAAUCUUCACAGUGUCUGCCUCAGACCCAGAUGUGGCAGAGAACGCCUUGGUCAGCUACUGGCUGGAUGAGAAGCUGUGGCCUUUGUCGAGCUACAUCUCGGUGCAUUCGGAGAGUGGGAAGCUGUAUGCCCUGCAGCCCUUGGAUUACGAGGAGCUGAAGCUGCUGGAGUUCCAGGUGAGGGCCAAGGAUGCUGGGCUGCCCUCCUUGUGUGGCAACGUGACCAUCCAAGUUUUUGUGUUGGAUGAGAAUGACAACGCACCUGUAGUGUCUAGUCCAGCUGGGGAUACUGUCACUCUGCUGAAAGUCCCAGUGGCAGCUGGGCAUGUAGUGGGCAAGAUCCACGCUCUAGACACUGACUCAGGCUACAAUGCCUGGCUUCGCUAUGAGUUGCAUGACUCAUCCAGCAGCUCAUGGCAAGUGGGGCUUUACAGUGGUGAGAUCAGUACCAUGCAAGCUCUGGAGGAGGCAGAGGGCAGCAACAUCCAGAGUCUGCUGGUUCUGGUGAAGGAUCAUGGCAAGCCAGUACUGUCAACCACAGCCACCUUCAGUGUGUCACUUGUGGCCAGCGCCCAGGCUGCCCAGAGUGAUGCCCGCCUCUCUGGGAUGGGAGGGAGUACAAAGCCCCUGGCAGACACUGCCAAUCUCUACCUGAUCAUUGCCAUCUGCUCGGUGUCCAGCUUGUUCCUGCUGGUGAUCCUCAUGUACGUGGCACUGCAAUGCCAGAGCCAGGGCAAGGAAGCAAUGGUGUACGGCCCUGGCACAGCCACGCUGGUGUGUGCCAGUGAAGUGGGCAGCUGGUCAUAUUCCAAUCGCCACAGCCACAUCCUGGCAGGGGUGAGUGGGGAGGCUGGUGCCAAAAGUGACUUCAUGGUUUUCAGCCCCAACAUUCCUGUCUUUGCUGUGAAUGGAGAGGCAGGAAAUGCGAAGGACCUUGUUUCCCUUUCCCCUGGAGAGGUAUUCUGUGAUGAAAAUCUUCGAAAUGCUUUAGGGAACCUUACAGAUGUAGUUUACUGGAAUUCUCAUAGGGCAGCAGCUGAUGCUCUGUGA
Messenger RNA from Euleptes europaea (tarantolino), 3015 nucleotides. RefSeq names its product protocadherin alpha-6-like. Gene Ontology annotation, cellular component: plasma membrane. Gene Ontology annotation, molecular function: calcium ion binding. The record is from RefSeq and is a predicted model, not a curated record. The transcript is spliced from 3 exons. Lineage: Eukaryota; Metazoa; Chordata; Lepidosauria; Squamata; Sphaerodactylidae. The coding region runs from base 1 to 3015 and encodes 1004 amino acids. Gene Ontology annotation, biological process: homophilic cell-cell adhesion.